AUGAUGUUUACUUCAAUUAAUCGUACUGUAUUCGAGAUUCCGUUAACUUGGGAUCGAACACGUUUCGAAGCAUCACGUAAUAAAUGUCGACAAGCUCGAAAAUUAGUCGAAAUUAGUGUUAAUGCACAAUUUAAUAAACAACUUAAAGAAGUUUUUUUUCAAAAACUUGAUAUUGAAAAAAAUAUUACUGAAAGUCAAGAAUGUUUAAUCAAUCAUGAAAAAAAAAUACGUGCAGUUGAUAAUUUAAUUGAUGUAGCAUCUGAAUCAUUGACUGAUUAUUUCGAUAAACGUAUGGAAAAUGUUCGUAUUGCUGUACAAGAACAUUGUAAUGCUAUACAACAAAUUCUUUGUGAAGAAAAUGAUCAUUGGAAAGAAAUUCAUACUGCUAUAGAUCAAAAUCUAAUUACUUCGGAUGAUAUUCAUCGACAUAAUAAUAUUGAUCAAGAAAUUCCAUUAACAAAUAUUCAUACUAUUAAUGAAGUAGACGAAGAAGAAGAACAUACAACAAAAUUAUUAAAUAAUAAAACGGUUACACCAUUAAUAACACAAAUGAUUCGAAACUCGCGAUUACAAUCAAAUCGUCGUUCAACAAUCGAACCUAAUAUUUAUACAUCAACUGAAAAAUUAAUUCCAACCAAAGAAGAACGAUUUAGUGUUAUUUUACCGUUAACUUCAGCUCGUCGAACACUUCCAGUUAUUGAUACAACAUUUGUUGUUAAAGUUGAAGAAUCAAAAACUAACGAACCAAAUGAAUUAAAUCAUAAUGAAAUUUUAUCACAUGAAUCAUAUCAUGAUGAAGUUAUACCAAUUGAGUCUAUACCUACAACAAAUGUUGAAAUAACACCAAGUUAUUCACAACCAAAACCACCAGCUCGAUUAUAUUUUUCACCAACACUCCUUCAAGAUCAUGAAGAAUCAGAACCAAUUCAAAAUGUUCUUUCAAAUAUUGAUCAAAAUCAAACAAAUAUCGAAAAACCAAAAGUUGUAUCUCGUCGAUUUGGUCAAACAUUUUUACUUGAUAAUAUUAAAAUUGAAGACAAUAAUAAAAAUGAAGAUAGAGAAAAUUUACGACCGAAAAUAUCUGAUGAAAUACCAAUGAUUAUUCUUUCGAAUCCAUCAAUAUUAAUACAAAAACAACCUUUAGAUGAAUCUCAUCAUAUAGAAAAUUCUGAUCAACAGAAAUCAAUUAUUUAUUCAAAACGACCAACACGUACUAAACGAACAAAAAUUGAAUCAGAACCAAUACAUUUAACACGACAUGCAACCAAAAAACAAAAUCAACGACAAACUCGAAAACGUAAACAAUCAAUAUCUGAUGAUGAAAAUAAUCAUAAUAAUAAUACCGUUGUUUUACAUAAGAAAAAACCUAUUCCACCUCCAGCAAAAACUAAUACAAGAAAAACAAGAAUAAGAAAACCAAAAGAAAUUCCUAUUCGUGAACCAUCACCAUUACCUAGCAUUGAUCGAUCAAAACAUUAUUCUACUCAUUUUUCAACACGUUCUCAUCGAUUGAAUAAUAUUACUCUAUCAACAACAAGAAUAACUGAUGAUGAUGAUAAUAAUAAUAAUAAUAAUAAAUCGAAAUAUUCAUCAACUCGACUUCGUACCAAAUCUAUGAUACGAACUCGUAGUCAUGAUAAUGAUAGAGAUGAUCAAACGAAUUUAAAAAAACGUUCAAAUCUAAAUAAAAAUCAAACAAAGAAACGUGCAAAAUCAAUGAUGAAUACAAGAAAUCGAAGAAAAUAA
Molecule: messenger RNA, 1746 nt
Organism: Rotaria sordida
Lineage: Eukaryota; Metazoa; Rotifera; Eurotatoria; Philodinida; Philodinidae
Source: the annotation of a GenBank genome assembly